Messenger RNA from Pyrgilauda ruficollis (rufous-necked snowfinch), 2339 nucleotides. RefSeq names its product peroxisomal biogenesis factor 11 gamma (gene PEX11G). The transcript is spliced from 4 exons. Gene Ontology annotation, cellular component: peroxisomal membrane. The record is from RefSeq and is a predicted model, not a curated record. Gene Ontology annotation, biological process: peroxisome fission. Bases 410 to 931 code for a protein of 173 amino acids. Lineage: Eukaryota; Metazoa; Chordata; Aves; Passeriformes; Passeridae.
GAUCUGUGUGCAUGUGAACUCAGGACCGUCGGGGCACAACGAGGGCCGCCGUCCGCAAGGGUCUCUACAAGAUGGGUUUCCCAGAUUUCUCGGAACCAACCCGGCCCGGCCCAGCAUCACCACAGAGGCGGGGCCGGCCUGGAACCCCAGAACGGGGAAACUGGGGGUGAGAAAAGGGCGGACGGAGGAUUCGCUGGAGGGGUGCGGAGGCCGUGAGGGGCACGGAGAGCAGGACCCGGCCCUGGUCGGGCACCAUCCCCGGCCGGGCACCAUUCCCGGCCGGGCACCAUCCCCGGGCAGGGUCCGGCUGGGCCGCGGGGCAGCCAGGCCGCGUUGCCAUGGCGACGGCUCCGCCUCCUUCCCGGCGUGCCCCGCGUCCGCACGUGACUUCACACCCGGAAGUGUUGCCAUGGCGGCGGGCGCGCUCUGGGGGCUCGUGGCCGCGCUGGAGACGCACCGGGGCCGCGACCGGGCGGGCGAGGACGCGCUGGUGAGGGGGCUCUCGGUGCUCUGCAACGCGGCCAACCAGCUCUACUACCCCUGCGAGCACCUGGCGUGGGCCGCGGAUGUCGGCAUCGUCCGCGCCGCCUCCCAGAAGUGGUGGACGCGGAGCACGGCGCUGUGGGGCUGUGCCCUGCUCCUGGGCAUCCUGCGAUCCCUGAGGAUCUUGUUCCAGUUAAGAAGAAAAUUGAGUCAGCACAAGUGCAGCACUUCACCUCAGAGGCAGCAGCAGCUGAGAGCCCAGGUGAAGGCUGAGCUUCUGAGCAUCCUCAUGGACACAGCAGAUCUCUCCAACGCAAUCCACUGGCUGCCCCCAGGAUUCCUCUGGGCAGGAAGGUUCCCUCCAUGGUUAGUAGGACUCCUGGGGACCAUCUCCUCCCUGAUUGGAAUCUACCAGGCAUCAAGAGGAAAAAAUUCUGAAGCUGCUUAAGCCAAAACUGAGCUUCACAAGCCCAGUUUUCACAUGGUAAAAGUGCCUUUAGUGAGGCAGGGUUGGUGAUUUCCUGGGUUGAUGAUUGUCCUUCCAGAUAUCCCACAAUCAGGACUGGAAUCCAGAUUCCUGUUGCAGAGUGGAUUGUUUGCAGCUGUAAUUUUUAUCACUCUUAAUCAGAGAAAUAAUUCAGGUGAAUCCUCUGAAAAUCAAGGAUCUCCUACAAUGGGUAAAACUGAGGGGGAAAGAGUUGCUUCCAUCGGUCCCAAAAGACAAAUGCAACCUGCCAGUGCUUUCUGCCACUUAAAGGAGCACAGUGGCCACGGUUCUGUCACAGAGAACUGGUGAGGGAUGAAUCCUGGGAGCUCACACUCGGAGCCAGGAUGGGACCCCUGUCCUGGGAGUUCUGCAGGUGUUUGGGCUCAGACAGGAGCCAGCAGGGCUGUUGUUUGGUGCUGUUUGUGACCGUUUUGUUUCCUUAGAGGUGAGAGGGGCAGGAAAUUGCCGCUGGAAGCAGCGUGGACCUUCCUAGCCUGCCUUGCCCGUUUAAGGAGAAAUGUUGGAAGUGGAGACUUCCCCCAGAGCUGAGGCUCCGGCUGUGCCUUUGUGGAAUGCCACCGGGUGGAGCUCUUCCACCAGGCUCUGGCAGCCGCCGACCUUUUUUUUAUUUAAAAAAAAAAAAAGGCAGGAAAUUUAUUAAUCACCUUUCAAAGGAGCAAUCAAACCGAUGCCGAGGUGGGGUUUGCAGUUACAGUUCUGGGCGUUGCCAAUAAUAAACGACACAAAUGUUUCAAAGGUGGCCUUGAGUGAUCAUUCCUCCUGAUAACAGGGAGAAGUUCUUUAUCUUUGGUUCUGGAAAGCUCCAAAGCAUUAGUGCUGUGUGAGCUGCAGCUCCACAUGUGUCCCCAGCCUUCCUCCUGCUGCAGAAAUUCCCAGCCCCUGCCUGACUGCAUGGAAAUGCAUCCUUUGAAAAGAGUUCUGCUUGCUCUGCGUGUCCCUGCCCCCAGCACGGCACAUGCUGCACUUCCAGGAGCUUUGACCUUGCUUUGUGGGCUUGUUUUUGGCCUGGCAGGGGGAGCUGUGUCCUGCCUGUGUUCAAAGAGCAGUGAGGCCUGGAUACUCUUUAUCCUUUGCCCUGUCCUUGGUGUUUAUCUGGACCUUCACCCUGCAGUGUCCCUGAGCUGUGCUGGGGAAUUGCUGCCACACUGACAGGAUUUGGUGCAACUCAGGGCUUACAGAAGAGACUCUUGUUGAUUCUCUCCUUUCCUCAGCCCUGUGCCUGAGCAGGGGGAGCACCCAGGUCCUCUGGCUGUUGCCUGCUCCUGUCACCCACUGUGGUGGCUCCUGCUGCAGUUUAGUGGUUUUUAAUAAUAAAUCAGAUUUCUUUUGUGUUCUUAACCCCAUUGAA